Messenger RNA from Magnusiomyces paraingens, 1242 nucleotides. RefSeq lists its product as uncharacterized. NCBI's taxonomy places the organism in Eukaryota, Fungi, Ascomycota, Dipodascomycetes, Dipodascales, Dipodascaceae. The coding region runs from base 1 to 1242 and encodes 413 amino acids. Gene Ontology annotation, molecular function: aspartic-type endopeptidase activity. Gene Ontology annotation, biological process: proteolysis. The transcript is spliced from 3 exons. The record is from RefSeq and is a predicted model, not a curated record.
AUGUAUUUAAUUGAACUUGGCGUUGGAACACCACCGCAACAUAUAUUGGCACAAUUUGAUACUGGUAGUAGUGAUUUGUGGGUAUAUAGCGUGGACAAUCCCAUGUGUCAGUAUAAUGGCACUGAUAUGGAUCAGGUUGAUUGCACAUUUACAGGGACAUUUAAUUCAUCAGCAUCAUCAACGUUUAGGGAAAUUGAAAAAGGCAAAUUUUCAGACACUUAUGGAGGUGGAUAUUCGGUAAGUGGAGACUGGGUAUGGGACCGGGUUAUUGUUGGAGGGACAGAGAAUGGUCUUGUUAUUAAUAACAUGAGGUUUGGGUUAGGACAUUUUGCCAACGCUUCUGCAGCCAUUUUGGGGCUGGGAUAUCCAGGGACAAACAACAUGACACAACAGAUUGGUGGAACCAAGUAUCGGUCAUUGCCACAACAAUUGGCAGCAGAUGGGACGAUUGUUUCUGCAGCUUUUUCAAUUUGGUUGAAUGAUGCUGAUGCUUCAGAGGGCUCAGUACUUUUUGUUCCGAUUCUUAAUGGAUCUAACAAAGAUGAAAAUGAUGAAUAUGUAUCAUUUUUGAUUGCACUUUCUCAAAUUGUUGUGUCAACGGUUAGUAGGGAGGGUACUUUUGAAGAAAAGGAAACAGUUGAUCUUUUGAAUGGGACUACAAUUCAAGCCUUGUUAGAUUCAGGUGCCACCAAGUCCUUUUUACCAUUAGAAUUAUUGAGUGACUUUUUAUAUACCACUCUUAAUGCUACAGAUGAUGAGGAUGUUGGGGGUACUAUUUUUGAUUGCAAUCUUAUUAUGGAUGAAAGUCUUCCUCCUGUGAAGUUUAACUUUUCUGGAGCAAUUAUUGAGGUUCCUAUUUCUAGUUUUGCAGAUGAAGUUGAGGGUGAUGAAGGUAAAUGUAUGUUUGGGAUUUAUCAGUUUGGGUUACCGUUUGCAUUGUUGGGGGAUGCAGUAUUACGGCAAGCAUAUGUUGUAUAUGAUAUGGAACAUCAUGAGAUUGGUCUUGGACAAGCAUUAUUGAAUGUUACUGGAGAAGAAGAAAGUAUUGAAGUGAUUUCAGGAGAGAUACCCAAGGCUACUAAGGCGUCGUUGUAUAGUCAGAUAAGUGCGUUAACAGGUGGGUAUUUUUCAUUGCUUUCAGAGAAUGGAGUAACGGGUGGAAGUACAUAUUCAGAUUCAGGAACAAGUGCAGGUACGGCCACGAGAAUCGGUAUUACAGGUAUGAGUGAGAGAUUAGUUUGA